Molecule: messenger RNA, 1338 nt
Organism: Mycena indigotica
Lineage: Eukaryota; Fungi; Basidiomycota; Agaricomycetes; Agaricales; Mycenaceae
Product: F-box domain-containing protein
Exons: 2
Coding region: 1-1338 (445 amino acids)
Source: RefSeq, a predicted model, not a curated record
AUGCCCUUAUUCCCCCCUCAAACAAUGGCCCGUCACAGGAGCUCCCUAUUGCGCAAAAAGGCACGGGUCGACUCCUCUUCGUCCGCCUGCUCUAUGGGUGGGACAGUCGCGACACGUCCUCUUCCACGAGAAAUCACGUCUCGUCUGGCUCCCGAACUCUAUGAUCACUUCCUUAAUGCCUUGAACGACUCCAAAACGACCUUAUUCACCUGCAGCCUCGUCUGCAAGGCUUUCCUUCACCAUUCUCGACGAUACCUCUUUGCUUCUGUCAAUCUUCGUCCCGACCUCGUCAAAUUUCUUUCGGAACAGGCGAUGGAAACCAUUGUUCCCUUUAUCCGGAGCGUUGGUUUGGGGGGUGGCUGGAUGCGAGAGCAACAACACGAGUUUAAUGGCAUUAUUUCCUUCAUGACAAACCUAGACAAUAUUCGCAACAUUCACAUCGAGGCAUGGAGCUGGGACUAUCUAGCUCCACCCGCAGCCAAUGCUCUGCUUAGUGGACAGGGCAAACUCUUUCAGACUGUGACAGUCCUCGACCUCAAGUUUAUUCAUUUUCCUUCCCUCGCGAUUCUUUGCAACUUCGCCUCUCAGUUUUCGGCGCUGCGCGGACUGUUUCUCGACAACGUCACCUGGGACAAAAGUCAGAACGGCGAAAGCAAAUUGGACCUGGCACCUCCGUCGUUUCUCUCGAGGCUCGAGAAACUGACUAUUCGCGCCUGCGCGUGUAAAAUGGUCUUAUCGUGGCUUUUAACUGUCGUUACCCAGGACGAAUCCCGCCUUUCUCUUCUAUCCAUUCGCUUUUUGAGCCUUCCGGAGGUUUUGGUGAACGAAGUUGCUCUGGUAAACCAGUUACUAUCAACAAUUGGACCAGCGUUGGAGCAUUUGGAACUUGGCUUUCUCGCACACAGUCAGGAAGAUGCUGCAGUCAUCUCAGCCCAAGUCGCGAGCAUCGACCUUUCAAUCCACACCCACCUUCGCAACCUUUCUAUUCACCAGCUCACUCUAUAUCAGUUCCCUCGCACCCCAUCGUCACGAACUGCAGACCCGUCCCCUUGUGUAUGGCUUGUGCCAUUGCUGCAACGUAUCAGCUCACCUGUUCUCUCUCAUCUCAACUUCGGUAUUUGGCUUGGAGAAGAAACACAACUCGAUCUUAUUGACUGGCAUGCCCUUGUCCGAGUCCUGAAAAAGCCUAUGCUCAACACGAGCUUAAGGGCGAUGCAGUUCAACAUUCGCGGUGUCGAAGAAGAAAUGGAUGAUCAAGUGCAACGUUGGAUUAAAAACCGACUUCGAGACUGGGGGCAUGUCGACCAAUUCCAAAGGUUGCAUGUCAGUUUUGAAUAA